AUUCUCGUGACUGAGAGUGGUAACAUGACAUGAAUAGUACUCAUCAUGAUCUCCUUAGAUCAGAAAGGUAAACCCCUUUCCAAAUUGGAAUGCACGCUUCCCGCUACUCUCACCUCAAUUUCCUUCACUCAAAAUUUUCCGGGAAAAUUAAUUCUCAAUUUUCCUGGAAAAUGCUAACCGUUUCGUUUCCUCUCGUUACUCACUCCUCCAUUCCGAAUCAGCUCACUUCCUUCCGUUCAUACCUCUCUCCCCCAGACUCCUCCUCCUCGCUUUCCCUCUCACGCGCCACCACCAAUCUCCGGAACUACAACAACCGUUUGCGAGCUUCUACCGGCGAAUCCUCCACGUCAACCAUCGCCGUUGACAACUCCGAUUCCGGCGAUUCCACCGCCUUCGUCAUCCGAGCUCGCAACCGGAUCGGCCUUCUCCAAGUCAUCACCAGGGUUUUCAAGGUCCUCGGCCUCACCAUCGACAGGGCCACUGUUGAAUUCGAGGGAGAUUUCUUCACUAAGAAGUUCUUCGUCACUGAUUCCCAUGGCAACAAAAUCGAGGACUCGGAGAACUUGGAGAGGAUCAAGCGAGCGUUGGUGGAGGCAAUUGGCGGCGGGACGGUUUACGUGGCGAGGUCGACGGGGAACAGAGGGAUUGUGGUGAGGAGGCCUGGAUUUGUGGAGGGGCUUGGGGAGCAUAAGGCGAAAGCAGAGAGAAUGUUUAGCUUAAUGGAUGGGUUUCUGAAGAAUGACCCUCUCAGUCUUCAGAAGGAUAUUCUUCAGCAUGUUGAGUACACGGUGGCGCGAUCACGGUUUAGUUUUGACGAUUUUGAAGCGUAUCAGGCUUUGGCACAUAGUGUGCGGGAUCGGUUGAUUGAACGCUGGCAUGAUACCCACAUUUACUUCAAGAGGACAAAACCUAAGCGCCUCUACUUCCUCUCCCUUGAGUUUCUUAUGGGCCGUACCUUGUCAAAUAGUGUCAUCAAUCUUGGCAUCCAGGAUCAAUAUGCGGAGGCCCUAAGCCAACUUGGAUUUGAGUUUGAAGUUUUGGCGGAGCAGGAAGGAGAUGCGGCCCUUGGCAAUGGUGGCCUUGCUCGUUUUUCAGCAUGCCAAAUGGAUUCUUUAGCAACUUUGGACUAUCCUGCAUGGGGAUAUGGUCUGCGUUACGAAUAUGGGUUGUUUCGUCAAAUCAUAGUGGAUGGCUUUCAACAUGAGCAACCUGAUUAUUGGCUGAACUUUGGAAACCCUUGGGAGAUAGAGCGGAUUCAUGUAACAUAUGAAGUGAAGUUCUAUGGGAGUGUUGAAGAGGUAGAUAUGGAUGGAAAAAAGCAUAACGCUUGGAUCCCUGGAGAGACGGUAGAAGCUGUGGCUUAUGACAACCCGAUACCUGGUUAUGGGACAAGAAAUGCCAUCAACCUUCGGCUAUGGGCUGCUAAACCCAGUAAUCAUUUUGAUUUGGAGGCCUCUAACACCGGAGACUACAUUAAUUCUGUUGUCAACAGACAAAGGGCUGAAACUAUAAGUAAUGUCUUAUACCCCGACGACCGUUCUCAUCAGGGGAAGGAGCUGAGAUUGAAACAACAGUAUUUCUUUGUCUCAGCAUCUUUACAAGACAUCAUUCGGAGGUUCAAAGAAGCACAUGAUAGCUUUGAUGAAUUGCCAGAACAGGUUGCUCUCCAUCUCAAUGAUACCCAUCCAUCUCUUUCAAUUGCUGAGAUUAUGCGAAUAUUAGUUGAUGAAGAACAUUUGGACUGGAAUAAAGCAUGGAACAUUGUAUGCAAAAUUUUCUCCUUUACAACUCAUACAGUGGUAGCUGAAGGACUAGAGAAAGUCCCUGUUGAUCUGCUUGCCAGCCUUCUCCCUCGCCAUUUACAGAUUUUAUACAAAAUAAAUUCUAAUUUUAUGGAUGAGUUGAAGAAAAGGAUUGGUUUAGAUUACAACCGACUGUCCCGGAUGUCAAUAGUUGAAGAAGGUGCUGUGCAGAACAUAAGAAUGGCCAACUUGUCAAUUGUUUGCUCCCAUACUGUGAACGGUGUUUCAAGAUUACAUUUAGAUACGCUGAAAACGAGAACAUUUAAGGACUUCUAUGAGCUAUGGCCUGAGAAAUUUCAAUACACAACAAAUGGUGUAACCCAGCGUCGUUGGAUUGGGGUGAGCAAUCCCAGUUUAUGUGCUCUUAUAUCAAAAUGGCUAGGGACUGAGUCUUGGAUUCGUGAUGCCGACCUACUUACAGGAUUGAGAGAUCAUGUUGACAAUACUGAUUUCCAUCAAGAAUGGAAAAUGGCUAAAAAGGUUAAUAAACUGAGGCUUGCUGAGUACAUUGAAGCAAUGAGUGGUGUGCAGGUCAGUUUGGAUGCAAUGUUUGAUGUUCAGGUGAAGCGUAUGCAUGAAUACAAAAGACAGUUGCUUAAUAUAUUUGGAAUUAUCCAUAGAUAUGACUGUCUCAAGAACAUGGACAAGAGUGACAGGAGGAAAGUUGUACCUCGUGUUUGCAUAAUUGGUGGAAAGGCGGCUCCUGGUUAUGAAAUUGCAAAGAAGAUUAUCAAACUUUGUCAUGUUGUAGCAGAAAAAAUCAAUAAUGAUACUGAUAUUGGAGAUCUUCUGAAAUUGGUUUUUAUCCCUGACUAUAAUGUCUCCGUUGCUGAAUUGGUUAUACCAGGGGCUGACCUUUCUCAGCAUAUAAGUACUGCAGGACAUGAAGCAUCAGGAACUGGGAGCAUGAAAUUUUUGAUGAAUGGAUGUUUACUUUUAGCUACAGAAGAUGGUUCUACGGUGGAAAUAAUUGAAGAAAUAGGGUCAGAUAACUUGUUUCUCUUUGGUGCAAAAGUGCACGAAGUAGCAGAACUGCGUGAAAAAGGAUCUAAUUCGAAAGUACCUCUACAAUUCGCACGUGUGUUGAGGAUGGUUCGAGAUGGAUAUUUUGGCUAUGAAGACUACUUUAAAUCCUUAUGUGACACGGUGGAAGUUGGUAAUGAUUUUUAUCUUCUUGGCUCUGAUUUCGGGAGUUACCUUGAGGCACAGGCUGCCGCCGACAAAGCAUUUGUUGAACCAGAGAAGUGGAUCAAGAUGAGUAUCCUUAGUGUUGCCGGCUCUGGGAGAUUUAGCAGUGACAGGAACAUUCAAGAGUACGCUGAAAGGACAUGGAAAAUUGAUCCCUGCCGAUGCCCUCUCUGAUCUCUAGCAUUCCACUUGAAUAAGCUAACAACUAUUAAUAAAUGCCGACUAUUUAUAUUUAUAGAUGAGUAUUUACUGAAAAUAUUAGUGUUGUUUGGGAAUGCCAGAAGAAAUGAGACAGUGAGAAUUGUGACUGUAACUGUGGUAUUAGGAAUCAUAAUACCUUCCACAGUUAGAAUCACAAAAUUUUGGCCAUGACCCAUGACAUUUAGGUUAUCUGGACUUACUAAAGUGCUCAUUUGGUUCAUGUGUAGUUCGGUUACUGGACAAAUUUCAGUAAUGUAAUCCUGCUCGAGUUGGGUCAAUAUUGGCAACAUAAGCUGCUGGUUAAGUUGGACCAACCCCUUGCCAGCUGAUGCAUGGCGACAUAGCUGCUGGUUAAGUUGGACCAACCCCUUGCCAACUGAUGCAUGCUCUUGGUGGCAGUUAAAUUAGUCUUUAAAAGACAUUUUGUAUUCAUCUGAUUAGUGUGUAAAUGUACAUUUCAUCUGUAAAAUUAGUUUAUAAAAUCAUAAGGGCCAAUUUGGUUAAUAAGAUAUAUAUUUAGGAA
Lotus japonicus is the source of this 3714-nucleotide messenger RNA. RefSeq lists its product as uncharacterized. The record is from RefSeq and is a predicted model, not a curated record. Bases 90 to 3164 code for a protein of 1024 amino acids. Gene Ontology annotation, biological process: glycogen catabolic process. Lineage: Eukaryota; Viridiplantae; Streptophyta; Magnoliopsida; Fabales; Fabaceae. The transcript is spliced from 22 exons. Gene Ontology annotation, cellular component: cytoplasm. Gene Ontology annotation, molecular function: pyridoxal phosphate binding; glycogen phosphorylase activity.